Seriola aureovittata is the source of this 2175-nucleotide messenger RNA. RefSeq names its product tubulin tyrosine ligase-like family, member 12 (gene ttll12). NCBI's taxonomy places the organism in Eukaryota, Metazoa, Chordata, Actinopteri, Carangiformes, Carangidae. The record is from RefSeq and is a predicted model, not a curated record. Gene Ontology annotation, biological process: protein modification process. The transcript has 14 exons. The coding region runs from base 37 to 1941 and encodes 634 amino acids.
UCUUCCGGGUUUAUCCAGUCCGCCUCCACGUGAAUAAUGUCAGAGCAGAUCAUAGUGAACGGAGACGAGGAUGAGGAGUUUAGUGCCUUCGUGGCUCUUCAUGCCGGGGCCCUGCGGUCCUCAGGAAUACCCCAGAUCUACUGGAGGAGUCUACACCACAAGAUCACCAGCGAGAUUUACGAUGCUGGGGAGGUUUUCGGAAUCAUGCAGUUCCAAGAAGAAGACGACGAGGACGAAGAGGAGGCAAACUGUGAGAAUGAGGGGAAGAAGAAGAAGGACAAUCCUGGAGCGGUGAUCCGCUGUAAAGUGGUGGUGACCCGCGACAGUGGGCUCCAAGCCACGGAGCCGACCAGUGUUUUCCUGGUGGAUCAUGCCUGGACCUACCGUGUGGAUCACGCCCGUCAGCAGCUGGAGCAGAUCCCAGGCCUGCUGCCCAGAAUGGCUGCCCUCAUGGGUGUGGACUACCAUGGCGAGGCCCCCGACCCCGACACGGUGGAGCUGGUGAUGGAGCACAUGUGGAAAUAUAACCAGACUUAUCACCUCUCUCACGGGUCAGCGGACGAGAAGGUUCCUGUUUGGUACAUCAUGGAUGAGUUUGGCUCCCAGGUGGAGCACUCUGACCAGCCGAGCUGUGGCAUGGCUCCCUUUUUCUACCUACAUGGCCAAAUGGCCUACACUGUACUCUGGCCCCUGCAGGACCUGCAGGAAGGAGAUGAAGUAACCCGUGAUUAUACGUAUGGAGAGACAAACCCCCUGGUGAGGAGAUGCCGCCUUUUACCGUGGAUACCUGCUGAUCUAGAAGGGGUCAGCAGUGCCACCAGUGAACCCCCAGACUCAUACUAUGAGACCAUUGCACAGGAGAACAAGGAGCAGCUUCCUGUGGAGAUCCAACCCUUCACUGUGCCCCAGGACAAAAUCCUUAAGGUUUACUCUCAAAUGUCACAGGUAACAAACAACCUGACACACCCACAGUUCCAGCUGACGGAGGAAGAGGAGGAGGCUGAUAUCAUUUGGAGCUAUGAUCACAUCAAAGACUACAGGAGACUGAGUGAGGAGCGACCUCAUGUGAUGCUGAACCAGUUUCCCUUUGAGAGCAUUGUCACUGUGAAGGACUGCCUGGCUGCUGUGGCCCGCAGACUGAAGGGUGGCCCACCACCUGAUUGGCUACCAGAGACCUUCAACCUCCAGACAGAGCUGCCACAGUUCAUCAAGCACUACCAACAGAGGCAACAACGUGGAGAAGAUAACCACUGGAUCUGUAAGCCCUGGAACUUGGCCCGUGGACUGGACACACACAUCACCAACAACCUUGACUACAUAAUCAGGCAGAGAGAGAGUACACCAAAGGUUGUGUGUAAGUACCUGGAGGAUCCGGUGUUGUUCAGCAGAGAGGAGGUGGGGAUGGUGAAGUUUGACAUUCGCUACAUGCUGAUGUUGCGUUCUGUGCAGCCUCUGUGUCUUUAUGCCUACAAUGUCUUCUGGCUGCGCUUUGCUAACAGACCUUUCUCCCUGGAGCGUCUCGAUGAUUACCAAAAGCACUUCACUGUCAUGAACUAUGCAGAGGGUGUAGAGUUGAAGCAGGUUCACUAUGAUGAGUUCAUCCCUAUGUUUCAGAAGCAGUACCCACAGCAUCCAUGGAAGGAAGUGGAGGAAAAGUUGUUCAAAGCAUUCAAGGAGCUCUUCCAGGCAGCCUCAUCUCGACCUGCUCCAUAUGGUAUCUGUGCCUAUCCAUCGUCCCGGGCUAUAUACGCUGUAGACCUCAUGCUGAAGUGGAGCACUGGGGAAAAUGGUGAGCGCGUCAUGCAGCCUCAGAUCUUGGAGGUCAACUUCAGCCCAGACUGCACUCGGGCCUGCCUGUACCACCCAUCCUUCUACAACCACAUGUUCCAGACGCUGUUCCUGGAUCAGCCUGAGCAGUGCCCAGUCACACAGAUCAUAUAAUCAACUCAAGAUCAGCACCAAGAUCUGUGUGUUUGUAGUUCUGUAUUUUAUACAUAGAGACAUACACUUAUUCAUCUUCUCUGUAACUGCUUCAUGUCAUUUUCUCAUUUUACCAUCUACUUUCAAAUUGAGUGUAGCUUGUGAAACAUGUUUGCCUCUAACUCAGUUCUGGUAAUUAAAACCAAAACACUUCUGUACAAAUGAGAAGCAAUAAAAACACUUGAAUAAACUAGG